Lacerta agilis (Sand lizard) is the source of this 1299-nucleotide messenger RNA. RefSeq names its product intestine specific homeobox (gene ISX). The record is from RefSeq and is a predicted model, not a curated record. NCBI's taxonomy places the organism in Eukaryota, Metazoa, Chordata, Lepidosauria, Squamata, Lacertidae. Bases 361 to 1044 code for a protein of 227 amino acids. Gene Ontology annotation, molecular function: DNA-binding transcription factor activity, RNA polymerase II-specific; RNA polymerase II transcription regulatory region sequence-specific DNA binding. The transcript is spliced from 4 exons. Gene Ontology annotation, biological process: regulation of transcription by RNA polymerase II.
UUACAAUGAGAGUGGAUGUAUGAAGAGCCUUAGAAAUUUAAAUGUGGGGGUGUUGUUUUGAUAGGGGUGGGGCUGCACACACUGCUUCUAUUUGGUUGUCAUGCUGUUACUUCUGACUCAAUUUUUUUCCUAAAUAUUGUAGCAGAUUUCAGGGAUCCAAAAGAGAAAGUGGGCUUCAUUCCUCCCCCCUGUCUUUUGAAUUAGUCUGAGUAGGUGUCAGCAAGGAGAGAGAAAUCAACAUUUAUUUGCCUUUUCCUUGCAUAAAAUGAACAACAGCAAGAGUGCGGUAUACAUAGUAUAUUCUGCAUAUCAGCAUAUAUAAAUUUGACUCUGCGUUUCCACCUUCAUAAUGGAAAAAAAAUGAGUGGCUCAAAGGAACGUGAUAAUGGGGAGAGGCCCAUCCUACCUUUUUCUAUUGAAGAGAUCUUAAAAAAAAAAUCCAGGGAGGUCUGCUUAUGCACUACGACGAUCUGCAAUAACCACGCUGAGGAUGCUCAAAUCCUCAGAACAGAGCCAAUUUCAGAAACGGCUAAGGAUGAAAAGAAAGGGAAACGAAGGAUCAGGACAACAUUCACAGCAGAGCAGCUUCAAGAGCUAGAGAGGAUCUUCCACAUUACACACUACCCAGAUGUUAACAUCCGCAACCAGCUAGCAGCAAAGAUCAAUCUUCCAGAAGCCAGGAUCCAGAUCUGGUUUCAGAAUCAGCGGGCAAAAUGGAGGAAGCAUGAAAGAUUUGGCAAUUUUUGUGGUCUUCAGCAUCUAACUGAGGUUGAUUUUAUCCCAGCUCCAAAGGCAGAGACAGUAGGUCCCUGCCGGGUGCCAUGCAGCCGUUGUGGCAUAGACCCCCACACAUGGCAGUACUCCUCGGUCCAAGAGCAUUCUUCAUCUUCCUGGUUACCGGACAUGAUUCCCUGCACCCUGCUGCGCACAGAUCCAAUGAUGUUCUCAAAGCCUUAUCUACUCUUUGACUACCUCCCUCAGUACAGCCUCCCACCUCUGUCCUUGAAACCAGCAUGGAGGCAUAUCAGUGGCAAUUUCACAUAGAAGAGGGUGAGGAAGGAAGAGCUAUUGUGUUUUGUAGCAUCAUCAUUGAACUAGCCUGUUGUGGUGGACUUACACCAGGGAAACCUGCUGGAUUCAGAUCCCCAAGUGGCCACAAAAGGGACCAGGUGGUCUUGAAUUGAUUGCUAGGAGAACAUAGGUAGUUGCUUUUUACAGACUCAAAGGUCCACCUAGCUUAGUAUUACACUGACAGGCAGUGGCUCUCCAAGGUUUCAAAUAGGAAGUCCCUCUCAGACC